UAAUGAAAAAAUUUCAUUAGGGUUUUAGUUGGAAGCUAAGUUCCCCAUUUCUGGCUCGUCCUGGUUCAGGAGACAGCGUUCCCAUCCCAGACACAGAGAGAGAGAGAGUAGUUCAAUGGCAUGAACUCUCGCUGCAGUACUGGCGCGAGAGCGAAGCCCGAACUCGGUGCACCCAUGGCGUUCUCUACCGGAUUCCGCGUACUGCGCUACCAGCUCUCCCUCCCUCGAGUCUCGCCCGUCCGUUUUCGCCGGCUCCGGCAGGGUAUAUCCGAGCUCCGAUUCCUGUCGGUGAGUAAAUCGUCGAGGCAUGUUGUUCGGCCGGUGGCAGCCAGGCACAGAGAGGAAGAGAGUUCGGUAGAGGAGGAGGAAGAGGGGAAUGGGAGUGUGAGAGUGAAGGACAGGAACAGCGAUGGGAAAGGCGGAGACGGGAGGGGUAUUGUUCCCACGGUGCUUCACAAAGAGGCGACCGAGGCCUACAUGGCUUACGCAAUGUCGGUGUUGCUCGGCCGUGCGUUGCCUGAUAUUCGCGACGGCUUGAAACCGGUCCACAGGCGAAUACUAUUUGCAAUGCAUGAAUUGGGACUUUCAUCACGGAAACCCCACAAGAAGUGUGCUAGAGUUGUUGGGGAGGUUCUCGGUAAGUUUCAUCCUCACGGGGACACUGCUGUAUAUGAUUCACUGGUCCGAAUGGCACAGGAUUUCUCUUUACGCUUCCCACUGAUUCGUGGGCAUGGGAAUUUUGGAUCGAUUGAUGCUGAUCCUCCUGCUGCUAUGCGUUACACUGAGUGCAGGCUGGAAGCUCUUAGUGAAGCAAUGCUGUUGGCUGAUUUGGAACAAGAUACAGUUGAUUUUGUUCCAAACUUCGACAAUUCUCAAAAGGAGCCGUCACUUCUGCCUGCUCGGAUUCCAAAUUUAUUGUUGAAUGGUUCUUCUGGAAUUGCGGUUGGAAUGGCAACCAACAUUCCUCCUCACAAUCUUGGUGAAUUGGUGGAUGCAUUAUCUGUUCUUAUUCAUAACCCAGAAGCCACGCUGCAAGAGCUACUGGAAUACAUGCCAGGACCUGAUUUCCCAACUGGUGGCCUAAUUAUGGGUAAUACUGGCAUCUUAGAGGCAUAUCGAAGUGGAAGGGGGCGAAUUGUUGUUAGAGGGAAGGCCGACAUUGAAUUGCUGGAUUCUAAAACAAAGCGAACUGCAAUUGUUAUAACAGAAAUUCCAUACCAAGCCAACAAAGCCUCUCUUGUUGAGAAAAUUGCUGAGCUUGUGGAAAACAAGAGUUUGGAAGGUAUAAGUGAUAUUCGUGAUGAAAGUGAUCGAACUGGAAUGCGUAUAGUCAUUGAGCUCAAGCGGGGUUCUGAUCCAUCUAUUGUUCUUAACAAUCUAUAUCGGCUUACUGCUCUUCAGUCUAGCUUUAACUGCAAUAUGGUGGGCAUUCUUAACAGAAAACCUCAAUUGAUGGGCUUGAAGGAAUUGCUCCAGGCAUUUUUGGAUUUUAGAUGCUCUAUAGUUGAACGGCGUGCAAGGUAUAAGCUUUUACAAGCACAAGAUCGGAGUCAUAUUGUUGAGGGCAUCAUUGUGGGGCUGGAUAAUCUGGAUGGAGUAAUUGAUAUAAUUAGGAAAGCUUCAAGCAAUGCAUUGGCAUCUGCUGCUUUGAGAAAUGAGUUCAACUUGUCUGAAAAACAAGCUGAAGCCAUACUUGACAUAAGCCUGAGAAAGCUUACAAUGCUUGAGAGAAAUAAAUUUGUUGAUGAAAGUAAAUCCUUGAUGGAACAAAUAUUCAAGUUGCAGGAGCUUUUGUCAAGCAAAAAACAAAUACUACAGUUGAUAGAGCAGGAAGCAAUUGAAAUAAAAAACAAGUUUUCCUCUCCUAGACGUUCAUUACUGGAGGACACUGAUAGUGGCCAACUUGAAGAAAUAGAUGUUGUCCCAAAUGAAGAAAUGCUACUGGCAUUUAGCGAGAAGGGUUAUGUUAAACGAAUGAAGCCCAAUAUGUUCAAUCUUCAAAAUCGUGGAACCAUCGGGAAAUCAGUUGGAAAACUGAGAGUAAAUGACACAAUGUCUGAUUUCCUUGUUUGUCAUGCCCAUGACCAUGUCCUCUAUUUCAGUGAUAGGGGAACAGUUUACUCAGCUCGGGCAUAUAAAAUUCCAGAAUGCUCCAGAGCUGCUGCUGGUACACCACUUCUCCAGAUCUUGUCUUUAUCUGAUGGUGAGAGAAUAACUUCCAUUAUUCCUGUGAAUGAGUUUGAUGGAGAUCAGUAUCUUCUAAUGCUUACGGCUAAAGGUUACAUCAAGAAAGUGUCCUUGAAUUAUUUCUCUUCAAUCAGGUCAACAGGGAUUAUAGCGAUUCAGUUGGUUCCUGGUGAUGAGCUAAAGUGGGUCCGUCGUUGCACAAAUGAUGACCUUGUAGCCAUGGCUUCACAAAAUGGAAUGGUUAUCCUAACAUCCUGUGGGACUAUUCGAGCUGUUGGAAGAAAUACUAGGGGUUCGAUAGCAAUGAGACUAAAAGAUGGGGAUAAAAUUGCAAGCACGGACAUAAUACCAGCGAUAAUGCGGAAAGAGUUAGAUAGGGUUUCAGAAGAUAGCCAUGGCCGUGGCAGGGGCAUGAGUGGCCCAUGGCUGUUGUUUGUGUCAGAGAAUGGUUUUGGGAAGCGUGUUCCUCUCGGUAGCUUCCGUGUAUCACCCUUGAAUAGGGUUGGUCUGAUAGGUUACAAGUUAUCCUCUAAAGAUUGCUUGGCAGCAGUGUUUGUAGUUGGGUUUUCUUUGGCUGAUGAUGGUGAAAGUGAUGAAGAAGUUGUACUUUUGAGCCAAAGCGGAACAGUCAACCGAAUAAAAAUUCGGGAUGUUUCCAUACAAUCACGCUAUGCCAGGGGAGUCAUUUUAAUGCGACUUGACCACACCGGGAAGAUACAAUCAGCUUCUUUGAUAUCAGCAACUGAGAGUGAGCCAGAGGAAAUUGAAGCUGUUUCUAGUUUUAAAUAAAUCUGUUAGGAAUAAGAAUAUCACUUCCUAGCAUGUGACUUUGUUCGUUUCUGUUUUCUGUUUAUUUUCAUUUGUUGUUGUAGAAUAGGCCAAUGAGAAAAACCAAAAAUGGAAAGCAUCAGGGGUGGUGUUAUGCCCCCAUCCCGUUUACGGUUUUGACACAUUGCUUGGGAUCGCGGAAAGUGAGGCUGGUAGCUAUUAGUAUUUAUUUUUGGAAUU
Molecule: messenger RNA, 3195 nt
Organism: Diospyros lotus (date-plum)
Lineage: Eukaryota; Viridiplantae; Streptophyta; Magnoliopsida; Ericales; Ebenaceae
Product: DNA gyrase subunit A, chloroplastic/mitochondrial
Exons: 27
Coding region: 121-2976 (951 amino acids)
Biological process (GO): DNA topological change
Cellular component (GO): cytoplasm; DNA topoisomerase type II (double strand cut, ATP-hydrolyzing) complex; chromosome
Molecular function (GO): DNA topoisomerase type II (double strand cut, ATP-hydrolyzing) activity; DNA binding; ATP binding
Source: RefSeq, a predicted model, not a curated record